CGCGCAUGCGCUCUUGUCCGUUGAGAGCGACGGUUUAACGGCUCUCGUUCUGAGGGAGGCGGAGGGGAAGGGAGACGUUGGGCAGGGCGGCGAAGCGCUCACUCUGGGGAGCCGGUGAAAGGAAGGACGAAACCGAGCGAAAAUGAUUCUGUCGGGUGACCUGGACGGGCAGGGCCCCGAUGAGGAGGCCUACGAGCCGAGCUCCAGCCCCGGGACCAUCGACCAGCCCAGCUUCAGUUCUUUCUCUGAGGAGACGCCAUUGGAGGAAGGGAGCUUCGAGGGUCUGGAGCAGGAGGAGGAAACGCAGGAGUAUCCACAACUGCCCAUCUUUGAAAGACUGGAUUCAGACUCUCUUGAAAGUUCUCAGUUGUCCUUCAAUGAAGUUGAAGCCGUGGAUGAAACUUUAUAUGAUAUGAACAGAGAAAUUGAUUUCCUGGUGUCUAAAUUUAUCCAGACUCUAAGUGAGAAAUUAGCGGAGAGAGUUGCUCGCAUUCAAGAGUUUGAGUUUAUCACUGAUGAAAUGGGCCUUUUUGAAAACUUUUUGUAAGAGGAAGAAAGAAUUCAAGAUGAAAUGUCUCUGGUUCAGAUGUUCUGAAUGGCAAAAGUUGUAUUUAAAAUAGCCUCAGGUAUUAUUUUAGGUGGUAAGCCUGUUACUGUCCAGUGAAAGAAUGCUUUGAAGAACAAAAAUUCUUAUAGUACUUACACUCUCACUGAAGUUACAUGCAAAUGUACAUUUGUUUCUUGGGCAUUGUGUUCUUUAUAAAACAGUCCCUAAUGCAGCUGCCUCAUGCUUUCCAAAUGCAUAGCAAAAGUACUACUGUGGCAGAAAUGAUAGUUACUAAUUGUGUUACAGGUGUGUGUCCACUUAAAACAUUUAACUUCCUGUGACUAUUUUUAAUUGUUUAAGAAAAGUGAAUUGCAGAAAGGAGGGUAAACUCUAAGGAAUCCUGUUUGAGAUGUUAAGCAGACACUAAUUUAAGGUAUCACCCAAUUCCUCUUUUGAUGCAGGAUUCAUUGCUGGUUUUAGGAAAAAUUCAAAGGAGUUUUAGGUAAUUGUACUUGGAUGACUUGGCCAGUUGCCUUACAUUGAAUAUUGAAAGAGGAUUUGCCUGGCUAACAAUACAAAUGUAUCUUCCAAAACCAAUUCCACAGUAUUCAGUGGUGUUCUUCCAAUUUGUUUUAUUCUUAACUUUUUGAAAGAGUUACAAAUUUGAUUUUCUGAUCGCAGUGUGACUAACAGUUUGAGAAAGAUGUAUCGAUAGCAUGUACUCUAAGGCUGUAACUUCCUGGACAACUUAAUAAAGUGCAAUUCAAUCCUG
Molecule: messenger RNA, 1319 nt
Organism: Ornithorhynchus anatinus (platypus)
Lineage: Eukaryota; Metazoa; Chordata; Mammalia; Monotremata; Ornithorhynchidae
Product: testis-expressed protein 12-like
Exons: 4
Coding region: 143-547 (134 amino acids)
Source: RefSeq, a predicted model, not a curated record